Messenger RNA from Trichoderma reesei QM6a, 1326 nucleotides. RefSeq lists its product as uncharacterized. The record is from RefSeq and is a predicted model, not a curated record. The coding region runs from base 1 to 1326 and encodes 441 amino acids. The transcript is spliced from 3 exons. NCBI's taxonomy places the organism in Eukaryota, Fungi, Ascomycota, Sordariomycetes, Hypocreales, Hypocreaceae. Gene Ontology annotation, cellular component: phagophore assembly site membrane; cytosol; extrinsic component of membrane. Gene Ontology annotation, biological process: nucleophagy; autophagy of mitochondrion; protein lipidation. Gene Ontology annotation, molecular function: phosphatidylinositol-3-phosphate binding; phosphatidylinositol-3,5-bisphosphate binding; protein binding.
AUGUCGACGCCAACUCUCAACUUCAUCACCUUCAACCAGGACCAUAGCUGCCUCGCUGUUGGCACAUCCAAAGGCUUCGGCAUCUACCACACGGAUCCGUUUUCGCGGAUAUUCAGCAGCGAUGACGGCAAUGUCGCGAUUAUCGAAAUGCUCUUCUCCACAUCUCUCGUCGCCCUGAUUCUCUCUCCUCGCCAUCUCAUCAUCCAGAACACAAAGAGAGCGUCGGUCAUAUGCGAGCUGACCUUUCCAUCCGCCGUCUUGGCCGUACGACUCAAUCGAAAGCGGCUGGCCGUUGUUCUCGAGGAGGAGAUCUACCUGUACGACAUCAGCAACAUGAGCCUUCUCUACACCAUUCCUACCUCGCCGAACCCGUCGGCCAUAUGCGCGCUGUCAGCAUCGUCCGAGAAUUGCUUCAUUGCAUAUCCGCUUCCCAAGCCGAGGGAAGAGACCGAUACCAGGCGGCCGCCCCAUGCUCCGCCGCAGUCGGCAUACGUUGCGCCCACGUCUGGGGAAGUCUUGAUGUUUGAUACCCUGACACUCAAGGCCGUCAAUGUGAUAGAAGCCCAUCGCUCGCCGUUAUCCUGCAUCAGCCUCAACAGCGAAGGGACGAUGCUCGCAACCGCAAGCGAAACCGGUACCAUUAUCCGCAUAUUCUCGGUGCCCCGAGGCCAAAAGCUCUAUCAGUUCCGGCGGGGCACGUAUCCUUCAACCAUUUACAGCAUGUCCUUCAACCUUAGCUCAACCCUACUAUGUGUCUCCUCGGCGUCAGACACUGUCCACAUCUUCCGGCUCAGCCCUCCGCCCGGACACACCACGCCGGCCGGUGCCCCCAUUGAAUCCCUGGGGUCUCCAAGGCAAGAUCGAUGGUCCCGGGCGCGAAGCCACGAUGGCGCAGACUCGCCCAGUAAUAGCACGACUGAAUCUCCCAAGAGUGACUCUGCGGAGCCUGGAAGCAAUGGUCCUGCUCCUGAUGCCAGUGCCACGCCAGCAAAUCGCGGCCCCAGCGGCUCCUUCAGCAGCAUGCUGCGUCGGUCAUCCCAAAUAAUGGGUCGAGGAGUUGCCGGCGUUGUAGGUUCCUAUCUCCCACAGUCUGUGACCGAGAUGUGGGAACCCCUCCGAGACUUUGCCUAUAUCAAGAUCCCCAAGUCCGCCGGACACGGGGCUCGGUUACCUGGAGGGCAGGGCUCCAAUCCCCUGCGCAGCGUCGUGGCAAUGAGUAGCAGCAGUCCCCAGGUCAUGGUGGUGACGAGUGAUGGCGGAUUCUACGUUUACAACAUCGAUAUGGAGCAUGGCGGAGAGGGCUAUCUCGUGAAGCAGUUUUCGUAA